AUUCAUCUCUCUCUCUCUCUCUCUCCUACACACCAAGCCAACUGUCAAAUUAAAAAAAAAUAAGUUUGCAAUUGCAAGCAUAGAGUAAAGGACAAAAAAUAGUCUAGGAUUUGAGUGUGAUUCUUUUGGUAUUUUUCAUCACACUAGCUUUUCUCUUCUUCUUUAUAUAGAGAAGGAAGAACAAGAGAAGGGUUCAUAUCACUCUCAUUCACUUCUCUCCAGCUAGCUAUCUCUUCUCUUUGGAUCAUUUUUAUUUGAGCUUAUUAUACUUAAAAACAGAAACACAACCCAUUUGGAAUUUGGAGUUCAUUAUUUGUAUAGGGAGAGGGUGUAAUUAAAAAAUGAAUAUAUCAACUUCUGAAUGCAGUAGUGGAUGUGAAUCUGGUUGGACAAACUACUUAGAUCAAUCUUCGUAUUCUGCUGCAGAACAAUUCCAGAAAGAUGGUAGUGAAGAUUGUAGAUACAAAUUAGGAGCAAAUGUGGAGGAGAAUGGUGAAGAUGAAGAUUUGUCGAUGGUGUCGGAUGCAUCAUCUGGGCCUCCACAUUUCCAGGAAGAUGAUGGAGAGGAUUGCUUUGAUGAAACUGGGUAUUUUUGUUAUGGUUCUUCAGUUUCUAAGCAACCAAACAAGACAAAGAAGGAAAAGAAAAUAAAACAACAAAGAGGCAAACAGCAAUUUUCUUGUCCUGAUGACACUGCUACCUCCCCUAUAAUGAGCUUUUCCAAGAAACAUGUAGCUCUUUCACCAAAUGGAGCUUCAACAGAGCACACCUUCUCUGCAACACCAUUUAAGGGAAAAUCUGCAUUACAGAAGCAGUUUGGUUUCUUUCAGUCUUCUGCGUCAGGAAAACCAGCUUCGGGAGCAACAGGUGGUUUGUCGGGAAGAAAGUGGGAAUGAGGAAAAGUAAAAAUGGUGUGUUGUGACUUGUAUGUAUCUCCUACUCUAUUCUGCUGUUGCAGGGCUGCCUGCAGCUUCUCAUGACACAGAAAAUGGGCAUGUAAAAGCAAAGGGCAUUUGAUAUCUCUAAGAAUCUUGUUCAUUGUGUUUUUCUUUUAUUUAUUUAAUUUUUCUUGUUAUUUGUUCCUUGUCAAUGCAGUAGGAAACAACCUGUGAACAUAAAAUGUUAAUAUAAAAUUCCCUGUUUUUAUCUCCAA
Messenger RNA from Camellia sinensis, 1153 nucleotides. RefSeq names its product protein SOB FIVE-LIKE 5. NCBI's taxonomy places the organism in Eukaryota, Viridiplantae, Streptophyta, Magnoliopsida, Ericales, Theaceae. The record is from RefSeq and is a predicted model, not a curated record. Gene Ontology annotation, biological process: cytokinin biosynthetic process.